AUGAAACCGAACCUGAAGCAAUGGAAACAACUCAUGCUCUUUGGGAUAUUCGCUUGGGGGCUCCUCUUUUUGGUGAUUUUCAUCUACUUCACCGACAGUAACCCUGCUGAGCCCGUGCCGAGUUCCUUCUCGUUCCUGGAGACCCAAAGACUGCUGCCCAUCCAAGGAAAGCAGAGAGCCAUCAUGGGCGCCAUGCACGAGCCUUCUUUUGCAGAAGGCGCAGAUGGCAACAAGGUGCUGCUGGACCAAGACCUCUCAGAGCCCUUGAACUUGGAGCUUAGCGACCUGCAGAGAUGGGCCCGCUUGAAAGAUGACUUUGAAAACGAAGAGGAGUUGUUCUCAUCCCAGAUCUGGCGAAAAUCCCAAAGUGCUUUCUACCAGGGGGAUGACGUCUACUUUUUUGCUGCUGGUCAGCCAGUGCCCCACAGCCACACCCAGGAGGUGCCACCAUUCGUGUCCCGUGGGCAGCAAGACCAGAGAGAAGGGACUUUGCCCGUGCAUCACGGGCAGAGGAAGCGGACGAAGAAAAAGCACCUUAAGCAGAAACGAAGCCACAUGUUCGAAGAGGGCAACGACUGGGACAGACUCUACUCCACCAUGUCCAAGGCCUUUCUCUACCGGCUUUGGAAGGGGAACGUCUCCUCCAAGAUGCUCAACCCGCGCCUCCAAAAGGCCAUGCGAGAUUACCUUAACACCAACAAGCAUGGCGUGCGCUUCCGCGGCAAGCGGGAGGGGAGGCUGAGCCGCGAGCAGCUGCUGUGUGAGCUGCGCAGCCGCGUGCACGUGCGCACACUGGACGGCAAGGAGGCACCCUUCUCCGCGCUGGGCUGGGAGCGGCAUGUACCCAAGGUGCCACUGAGCCAGCUGCACCCGCGCGGCCUCGGGAGCUGUGCCGUCGUCAUGUCCGCGGGCGCGAUCCUCAACUCCUCCCUGGGCAUGGAAAUAGAUUCUCAUGAUGCAGUGUUGAGGUUUAACUCUGCUCCUACACGUGGUUAUGAGAAAGAUGUUGGAAAUAAAACCACCAUGCGCAUCAUUAAUUCCCAGAUUCUAACCAACCCCAGCCAUCACUUCAUUGACAGUUCAUUGUAUAAAGAUGUCAUCUUGGUGGCGUGGGACCCUGCUCCGUAUUCAGCCAAUCUCAACCUCUGGUAUAAGAAGCCAGACUACAACCUUUUCACUCCGUAUAUUCAGCAUCGUCAAAGAAACCCAAGUCAGCCCUUUUACAUUCUCCAUCCUAAAUUCAUAUGGCAGCUCUGGGACAUUAUCCAAGAGAACACCAAGGAGAAGAUUCAGCCCAACCCUCCAUCAUCUGGUUUCAUCGGAAUCCUCAUCAUGAUGUCCAUGUGCAGAGAAGUGCACGUGUACGAAUACAUCCCCUCUGUCCGGCAGACAGAACUUUGUCACUACCACGAGCUGUACUAUGACGCAGCCUGCACGCUUGGGGCGUACCACCCACUGCUCUAUGAGAAGCUCCUGGUGCAGCGCAUGAACACGGGGGUCCAGGAGGAUCUGCAUCGGAAGGGGAAGGUGACCCUGCCUGGGCUCUGGGCUGUAAGCUGUCCUGCACCCAAUCCCGUGCCGCACGCUUAA
Molecule: messenger RNA, 1590 nt
Organism: Elephantulus edwardii (Cape elephant shrew)
Lineage: Eukaryota; Metazoa; Chordata; Mammalia; Macroscelidea; Macroscelididae
Gene: ST6GAL2
Product: ST6 beta-galactosamide alpha-2,6-sialyltranferase 2
Exons: 5
Coding region: 1-1590 (529 amino acids)
Molecular function (GO): sialyltransferase activity
Source: RefSeq, a predicted model, not a curated record